AUGUUUGUAGCUGCUGUCGCCGCCCUUGGUGUACACAAACACUCACACGACCACCGAUCCAACUCGUUUGCCUCGAACCGCCUAGAACCCAGCGCCCUGGAUUACUCGUCCGCCUCAGUAGCACUCGACAGUACUGCCACUGCCCUUCAGUGCCACACUACUCGCUUACUCGUCCGUCUACUCGUGCCAGUCUUGGCCGACGUCUCGCACUUAGUGCCGCACUCUGUCGUACGGCUCUGUCGCGUCGCUGGUGUCUCCCGUGCACCCGCGAUCUCCAAACUGGUUGUGCUCGACACCACCAAUUCCGAACUGAGCUCUUCCUCUCUUGGCGCCGCCGGUCUUCGUUUUGGCCGCACGCCACACAGCUCGCACGAUCCUGGUGCCGCCAAUCUUUGUUUGGCCGCACACCAGUCCGCAGCUGCUCACCCACCUCACUUCGUCCUACACUUCGGCACUCUGGACGUACUCAUCGGCCUUCGAGCCGUCCGCGAGCGAUUCACCGACUAUAACCCUUUGGUUAUCGCGACUCUUCGCACUCCAUCCAGGUUCGCCGACUUCGCCUCGCCCUUCUUCAACUUGGUCCCGUCCCACAAAGGUUCCACAGGCUUGCUGGAUCCGCACUGCGUCACCAUCACAGGCCCAUCGCUUACUCCGGUCCACUGCCCUGUUACACGAUGUUCAUUUUCGCGUGUGUUAGCUUGA
Messenger RNA from Phytophthora infestans T30-4, 702 nucleotides. RefSeq lists its product as uncharacterized. NCBI's taxonomy places the organism in Eukaryota, Oomycota, Peronosporomycetes, Peronosporales, Peronosporaceae. The transcript has 3 exons. The record is from RefSeq and is a predicted model, not a curated record. Bases 1 to 702 code for a protein of 233 amino acids.